AUGGUUGGCGCAUGCGCAUUUCAAAAAGAACAUGUUUACAAUUUGCAUUCGGGCGACAUCAUAUCGCUUGUUUUUGUUCCUUUAAAAGAGCAAAGGAAAACCAGGGCAUCGCCGACACGUAACGACCAAACAAACAAUUGGCUCCCGCCUGCUCGCUUUGUCAGGAUCAUGUUUACAUCCCAGACGUCGUCAUUCCAAGAUUCCAUUGACGUGGAGGAGAAAGAUGACUUUGAAAGCGAGGAAAUCGCAUCUUACGGCCAGAAGACUCAGUUGAACUGCUAUUAUGCCAUUUAUCUCUAUGAGGGCACGAGAUCGGAGGCUCCAGAGGAAAAUGUGGCUUGGAACCAGAGGCGCACAGACUCCACAACCAGUCAGGAGGACUUUAGCUUGACUCUGAUUGACAGCAGCCUUCCCGUCGAGGCGGAACCCGAGCUUCGCACGUACAUCGCCAGGAGGCUGAACAAAGGAGCCCUGCUGGGAGGGAUGGGCAAUAUCGCCACGGUGGAACUCAGUCUCCCGGAGCAGGCAGUGGGCUGCUACUGCUGUCUUCUGGAGCAGGAGCGAUCUCCGGACCAACCCGACGCCGAUGGCAACGGACACGUCAUCUGCUUCUUGGGAGGUUCCGAAAAAGGACUCAACUUGUAUAGGCUGGAGCUCGAUAAGUAUGUUCAAGGCUUGCGCAGCAGUCUGCAAACGCCCGAGCUCCAAAAUCUGGAGACGGAGCUACGUCCCUAUUUGAGUCGCUGGUACGAAGAGUCUGUCAUGCACAUUUACCGUGUGGUGCAGUUGGUCCAGAGCAACAUCAGCUUCCUGCUGCACGCCGCUCUGAGUCACAAUCACGUGGAGGUCACCAAUGCGGACGACAGGACGAAGACAGACGUGUCCCGGUUCAUCAAAGCAGCCAGUUUGCAGGGCCUGUCGCAGCAAGACACCACGGCGGCCUCCCUCUGCAAGGCCAUGUCCGAGGACGCGCAUUCCCACCUGACCCUGGACUGCGCCGUCACGCCGCCCACCUUCACCAACACCGUCAAUAACCGCUUCUGCGAGGACUGGAGUCAGGCCUUUUUGAAUGCCGCCGAAAGGGCCAACCCCUUCCUCCUCAGACAGAUCCUGGAGAACUUCAAACUGAAGGCCAUCCAGGACAUGAACAGCCUGAAGCGCUUUGUGCGUCAGGCCGAGAUGAGCCACUACGCUCUGUUUCGCUGCUGCCAGUUCCUGCAGGGCUGCGGCAACGGCGACGUGCUCCUGCAGAACGCCCGGGCCGAGCACAGCGACCUGCCCGAAGCCUGCCGCAUCAUCACCGUCCUCGAGGAGUUCAUCAGAGAGCAGUCGCUCAGCUGAAUGCUGCUCUCAUACUUCCUUCCCUUGUUGUUUCCUGACAUUUUAAGUACAUUUUGGAAGGAGAGUAAAAUGUAUUUAUCUUCUACAUCCAUCUAUAUAUAUAGUUAUCCACUUGUGAAGCUCCAAUUAUGGUUGUAAAAGUAGGAAAGUGAGUUUUAGUGUAUAUGCUUUAGGACAAAACACUUGUAACUGACACACAUAAUGAAAGCAUGAAUUGAUUCCUUGUUCAAAUAUAAUUGUCUAAAUUUUCAUUUAUAUUUCAUAUCUAUGUACGAUGAAUUAUGCAGAUGAUUUAACACUACUAAUAUUGUAUACAGGGUGUCCCGAAAAUGUGAUAUUAUUUCAAGUUUUGCGCAAAUGAUUGCUAACAUGAUGUCUGACCAAAUUUAAAGCUAUUAUGAAGAAUUUAAAACAGUUUCCACUUUCCAGGAGUCUUACUGUUUGUGAAAUGAUUCUGUAAACAUUCUAUUUUUAAAACUUGUAGCCAAUUUCUGUUCAAGUUGGGAACGCUUUUAAGGGUAACAUGAGUUCAAUUGUGAAAAGUGAUUACGUGUACUGUGACUCUAAAAUGUGCAUUGGACUGUAUGUGCGUGUACGUAACGUGCAUGUCUUGUCACUCUUGUAUUGUUCUUUCCAAGACGACAAACACGUCAAUGGGUGUAAAUGCAAUUUAUUCAUUAUUUAAAAUCAUUUCUUUGACUUGUGAAAUUAGCCGCCAUUUGACCCAAUUAUACACAAAGUUGUGAAAGAUUGCCGUGUGUGUAUGUGGAAGGGGGACUUGGCUAUUAGUUAUUCUAACAAACGAGAAGUACAUACAGAGCUAGUUGCAAACCAAGACAAGUUAAAAACAGCGAGGAAAUAGCCUUGAGAGCGCUAAAUACAAAAAUACAAGAAAAAUAUAUUUGUAGCAUGUGAACAGGUUGACACAUUUAUAAAUUAAAUCCAAAUAAACGGCUGCAUAACAUC
Molecule: messenger RNA, 2307 nt
Organism: Syngnathus acus (greater pipefish)
Lineage: Eukaryota; Metazoa; Chordata; Actinopteri; Syngnathiformes; Syngnathidae
Gene: c8h17orf75
Product: chromosome 8 C17orf75 homolog
Exons: 9
Coding region: 1-1341 (446 amino acids)
Cellular component (GO): trans-Golgi network
Source: RefSeq, a predicted model, not a curated record